Molecule: messenger RNA, 2815 nt
Organism: Heterobasidion irregulare TC 32-1
Lineage: Eukaryota; Fungi; Basidiomycota; Agaricomycetes; Russulales; Bondarzewiaceae
Exons: 12
Coding region: 1-2697 (898 amino acids)
Biological process (GO): mitochondrial tRNA 3'-end processing
Cellular component (GO): mitochondrion
Molecular function (GO): 3'-tRNA processing endoribonuclease activity
Source: RefSeq, a predicted model, not a curated record
AUGAAUUGGUCCACCUCGGUCGUCGCGGCUCAGUCUUCUGACACCGAGCCCACCAUCUUCAUCACGUUCGAGACCGCAAAGUAUAGCUUCAACAUGGGGGAGAAUGCAUCACGUUCCUUGGUGCAGAGUAGGAGAGGAUGGAAGAAGGUCAGGGGUUUGUUCCUGACGCAGGUUGGGACUCAGAGGACGAGUGGUCUUCCAGGUUUCAUCAUGUCCGUCGCCGAUGCAACAGCCCGGAAACUAGACGUUGUCGGUCCAAGUGGAAUCCUACACCUGCUCGCCUCUAUGCGCUUGUACACUUUUAGGAAUAGCCUCUGCGUGAAUGUCUCAGAGAUUCAGCCUACAACAGGGAAUACCCAACUUAAUCCAACACCAGCAUUUUCGGACGAAAAUAUCACUGUCUACUCGAUCCCUCUAAUUCCCGGCAGUACUUCCACAUCAGACCUCGCCUCUGUAGCUGCAGACACCGCUGCUCCCGAAGCGAGCUCUUUAUUGAAGCGAAAACGUACUCCAUCCCCUGAUGCGCCCUCGAAACGUUCUCCUACUUCUCGGUCUGACCAGGAUAGCAAGACGGUGUUAGAACGCCUCCGUGAUGAUGCCAAUUUCUCCCCGUCGUCCCUCGUCGGUGCGGAAGCGCAGGAAUGGCGGCUUCGAGGUCAUCAAUCCCCUAUGCCAGACUCAGCCUCGGGCUCUCUUCCACAAAAGCCGCACUGGGCUGAGGAAGUCAAGACAGAGGGCACAAUUAAGGCGUCUUCAACUGCUCGACGUGGGAAGGGCAUCUUCAACCCCGCUGGGUCAUACCAUCAACUCCCGACACACACAGAUCCUGCGCCGGGAUCUUCGCUCGCAUAUGUGGUUGUGGGCCCGCGUGUGCGUGGGCGCUUCGAUGCAAAGCGCGCCCAGGAACUUGGGCUCCAGGGCCGUCUCCGUGGACGGGUCGCGCGCGGGGAAACGGUGACUUAUACUGUUGACGAUGGGAAGGGCGGGCAGGUGGAGAGGACUGUCAGGCCGGAAGAUUGCGUUGGAGAGAGCGAGAGCCCUGGAGUGGUGAUGAUACUGGAUGUUCCGUCGCAGGCGCACAUUCCUGAUUUGACAUGGUCAUUCGACUCGCCUUUCUACUCUACGUUCCGAUCAAAAGAUGCAGAAGAUCUCAAAAAGUACAAUGUUCACAUCAUCUAUCAUCUCCUCGGGGAAGGGGUGCUGGAGGACCCGCGAUAUAUUGAAUUUAUGAACGGCUUUCCUGACCAUACGCAUCACCUCAUAUCAUCCCGGGAGCACAACAACGACCCUGUGACUUUCACGAGUUGUGCAUUCAAUCAAUUGCGUCUCAACUGCUUAGACCCUGGCAUGUUUCCUCUGAUCAAAUAUGACCUGAAGUACAAGAAAGAUUUGUCAUCGGUCCCAUCUCUCCCAGCCAAUGCUGCGGUGAUGCAGAUCCACACCUACGUCGACAUGCGUCCGCCCUCCAAGCCGGUCUUGGAAAGUUUCUUCGUCGAGCGUGACAGCUUCCAUCCUGCCGUGGCCACCCCGCGCCCCAUCUCCCUUCUCGCUUCGACGCGCGAUAAGUUCACGCGCGCACAGAGUGCCGUACAAGCCGGGCUGGCUACACGCAACUCCGACGAGCCCAGCCCUGGCGACGAUCUGGUAGUCAUCCCACUUGGGACCAGCAGCACUGUCACGACACGGUACCGUAACGUGUCUGGCAUUCUGCUCAAAGUUCCCGAGCGCGGGUAUGUUCUGUUCGAUGCGGGCGAGGGCACGUUUGGCCAGCUCAUGCGCACUUUUGGGUCGGACGCGACACAGCCGGAGAAUGCAUGGCAGGUGCUGAGAGAGCUCAAGUGCAUCUUUAUUAGCCACGCCCAUGCGGACCAUCAUGUGGGGCUCGCAAAAAUACUCGCGAUGCGGAAGACGCUCGACCCGCCGCCAGAGGAUCCGCUGUACUUGGUGAGCGUGCGCGUGGUGCAUUUAUACCUCCGCGAGCAAGCCGACCUGGAGGAUCUUGGGUUGGCGGACUCGCCUGUGACAACUAACGGAGUAGUCACGGUGAUGAGCGACGUCAUUAAUUACCGCGGGCGCCCCAGUCCUUUCCCUGGGCCCAAGGACGGUUGGCAAGACCCUUUGCACUCCCGGCUCGCAGCUGAGAUGUGUUGCGACGCGCUAGGCCUGCAUAGCCUAGAGACUGUAGACGUCAAGCAUCGAACGAGGGCGUACGGAGCCGUCAUGACGUCCCGGGAGGGAUGGCGGGUAGUAUAUUCGGGAGACACGAUGCCGUGCUCGAGUCUAGUUGAAGCAGGGGAUGGUGCGACGCUGCUCAUACACGAGGCUACUAUGGGCGACGACCAAGAAGCCAUGGCACACCACAAGGCACACAGCACCGUCAGUCAGGCCGUCGGCAUCGGCAGGCAGAUGAACGCGAAGAACGUGCUCCUCACGCACUUCUCAACGCGCUAUCCGCAUAUGCCUGCGUACCUCUCGCGGCCGGGCUCUCCUGCGCGCGGGCGAAAAUCGAGCGGCGGCGAGGGCCCGGUCGUGGCGCUCGCGCUGGACCACGCGCGGGUGCGCGUCGGGGACAUGUGGAAGCUGCGCGCGUAUCUGCGCGCGAUCGAGCAGAGCUUCCAUGAUACGUUCGAGGAGGGGGACGAAGAAGAAGAGCAGCAGGCUCUGAAGGCCAGCGCAGAGCAAGUCGAGCUGGAAUAAGAACCGAUGCGGGAUGGGGUCCCGAGAGCGGCAAGAUGGCGAGGCGCGGUGUUGGAUAUCUCGUGCGUCUGCUGUGGUGGGUGGCGCCGUUGUGCUGAAUGCCAUUUGUUCACCGCUC